This is a messenger RNA of Maudiozyma barnettii, 450 nucleotides long. It is a transcript of the gene NCB2, whose product is annotated as negative cofactor 2 transcription regulator complex subunit NCB2. Gene Ontology annotation, biological process: positive regulation of transcription by RNA polymerase II; negative regulation of transcription by RNA polymerase II; RNA polymerase II preinitiation complex assembly. Bases 1 to 450 code for a protein of 149 amino acids. Gene Ontology annotation, cellular component: negative cofactor 2 complex. The record is from RefSeq and is a predicted model, not a curated record. NCBI's taxonomy places the organism in Eukaryota, Fungi, Ascomycota, Saccharomycetes, Saccharomycetales, Saccharomycetaceae. Gene Ontology annotation, molecular function: protein heterodimerization activity; general transcription initiation factor activity; TBP-class protein binding. The transcript has a single exon.
AUGGCAGGUAUGGAUAAGGACGAUGUCUCAUUGCCAAAGGCUACAGUACAGAAACUCAUCUCUGAAAUAUUAGAUAAAGAUUUAUCGUUUAAUAAAGAUGCGAGAGAAAUUAUUAUUAAAUCAGGAAUAGAAUUCUUAAUGAUUUUGUCAUCAAUGUCGUCAGAAAUGGCAGAAAAUGAUGCAAAGAAAACUAUUGCACCUGAACACGUACUAAACGCUUUGAGAGAAUUGGAAUUCGAUAAUUUUAUACCGAUCUUAGAAAAAGUCUUGGUAGAAUUUAAAGGUACUCAAAAGAUUAGAGAAAGAAGAGAUUCAAAAUUCAAAAAUUCAGGGUUAUCUGAAGAAGAACUCUUACGACAACAAGAAGAAUUAUUUAGAAAAUCAAGAUCAAGGUUACAACAAACUACACCACAAAGCAUACCUAGUGAAAAUAUUAAAGAAGAAAACUAG